Daphnia magna is the source of this 609-nucleotide messenger RNA. RefSeq lists its product as uncharacterized. The transcript is spliced from 4 exons. Lineage: Eukaryota; Metazoa; Arthropoda; Branchiopoda; Diplostraca; Daphniidae. The annotation marks the transcript as partial. The record is from RefSeq and is a predicted model, not a curated record.
UUUCGAGAAGUUGUCGAGUACUGUCUUACUGCUACCUACAGAGCAACCUGCAGAGCACACCCACUUCAGUUGGUUGUUGGUGAUGCAAUGAAAGCUAUCUCAGGUUUGGGUUCGCAUUCAACCCUUGCAGCAGUCGAACACGCAAGUGAGAUAGUCAAUUUUGUUCGUAAGAGUGUCUUGGACACUGAAACUGUGUACAAAGCAGUUGGAUUUCAUUUGGUAGCUAAAAACGCAACUAGAUGGAAUUUUCAGUUAAGAAUGAUUGCAGCUUUACUUAAAGCAAUCGAUAAGGACCGCAAACUUCAAUCAAAACUUAAUGCAACUAAAAAGUGGGACUGGGACGUAGUAGCAGCCGUUAAAGCUGAAUUGGAAAUGAGAGCUCAACAACUCCAAGUAUCACAGCCCAAUUCAACUGAGAAGAACGUGGAUGAGCCGAGUGAAAAUCAGUCUGGUAGUACUUCUGCUGCUGUCAUUAAGGAAUUUGAUACAUUUCUAAAUGAGCCCCUUUACUCGAUGAGAGAGUUGGUUGACCCACUGAAAGCAAACGGACAAACAAAAACCUCGAAGUAUGUUGUAUUGACGGUUCACAAGACUAAGACUAACGCCUGA